CACUGCCCGCCCGGGAGCCGGGUGCCGCCGCCGCCGCCGCCGCCGCCGCCGCUCGCCCGCUUCCCCUCGGCCCGGGGGAAAGGUCAGCAGCGUCCUGGAGCCGCCGUGCCACUCCCCGACAGCCAUGAACUGCAGCGAGAGCCAGCGGCUGCGCACCCUCCUCAGCCGCCUGCUGCUCGAGCUGCACCACCGGGGCAACGCCAGCGGCCUGGGCGCCGGCCCCGGCCCGAGCAUGGGCGUGGGGGCCGUGCCCGACCCGUUCGUGGGCCGCGAGGCGACCAGCGCCAAGGGCGACGACGCCUAUCUCUACAUCCUGCUCAUCAUGAUCUUCUACGCCUGCCUGGCCGGAGGCCUCAUCCUGGCCUACACCCGCUCCCGCAAGCUCGUCGAGGCCAAGGACGAGCCGGCCCAGGCCUGCGCGGCGCACGAGUGGGCCGCCGCCGACGCCGAGACUGCCGCCGGCUCGCCGGCCCACGGCCGCCGCCAGCCCGCCCCCGGGGCGCCGCCCGCCCCUGCCCAGGGCACCGAGGGGGUCUAGACCCGCCGCCCCGCUGGCCCCCGCGCGCGCCCUCCGCAGCUCCCGCGUCCCUGGGCGCGGCGCCCGCCUGCUCCUUUCCUUCCCUUCCAGGCGCCGCCUCGCCUGAGGCCCAGACAAGGAGGGGCCCGCCGACCUUGUCUGGCAGGCCCUGGAGGAAGCACCACCCUACCCACCCCUGGCCGGCUUCUCCCUCCUCUCCACUCCUCUCCACUCCUCUCCACUCCCCCCGACCCCCACCCCGCGCCUCCAUCCCCCACCCCGCACACCCAACGGCACUAAACUGCCUCUGCUCUCUUGUCUUCAAACAGCCCUGACACCACCCUCCAGCCCCCUGGGAACUGAAUCCACCACGUCCAGCACUUGGCACUGAAGUGAAGCAGCGAAGUCUAUCCGAACUCUGGGCCGUCUAACGGGCCAGGGACUGCUCGCUCUGCAGAGCCCGCGGGCUUGCUGUCACUGCCAGGCGGCCGCCGCAGCUCCAGCUUCCUGUUGCCUUAGGGGCCGAGACAAAGAAAAUCAAGAGACCUCCGACAUCUUUCCCCUCCCCCCCUCCCUCCCUCCCCCUUGCAGCAAGGAGCUAGCAGGACACUAGGACCCGUCUGUGGGCUAGAACGGACUGAACCGGGGGCCGAAGGGGGAGGGAAGCUCCAAGGGCAGGGGAAGACCCAUGACCCCAACUGUAUGGCUUUCUUGCAUCCAGUUGUCAUCCCAAAGGUAACUUGCCCGAUUUUCAGCAGCUUUGCCGUCUUCUGGUGUGGGUAACCAUUGCUGGGUGUAAUCUCAGUACCUCCAAACGUCGCCCCUCCCUGCGUGUGGAUUCAGUUGUUACAGCGCUGUCUGCUUCAUGUAAGGUGUAGGGAACACGAGGCUCAGAUGUUGCCCUCCUCUGUAACCUGGGGGAAUGUCAGAGGCAGGU
Mirounga angustirostris (Northern elephant seal) is the source of this 1454-nucleotide messenger RNA. It is a transcript of the gene KCNE5, whose product is annotated as potassium voltage-gated channel subfamily E regulatory subunit 5. The coding region runs from base 125 to 538 and encodes 137 amino acids. Gene Ontology annotation, biological process: membrane repolarization during action potential; potassium ion export across plasma membrane; ventricular cardiac muscle cell action potential. Gene Ontology annotation, cellular component: membrane. The record is from RefSeq and is a predicted model, not a curated record. The transcript has a single exon. Gene Ontology annotation, molecular function: delayed rectifier potassium channel activity; transmembrane transporter binding; voltage-gated potassium channel activity involved in ventricular cardiac muscle cell action potential repolarization. Lineage: Eukaryota; Metazoa; Chordata; Mammalia; Carnivora; Phocidae.